AUGGAGCUCUCCAGACCCGGGGACGCGCAAAUCGUCGCCGCUUCUCGACCUCGCGCUGGCCAGGAUGUCUCAGCCGCACCUUUGCAGCAGCUCAAAGCGAUGUCGCACGACUCGCAAAGCAUCAUCACUUUCACAGCUGAGUUGGAUCUUCUUGACAAGAACAGGCGAGGGAAGAGUGUCGCCUCGAGACUGGCUUCGUUCUUGCAGACGAUUGAGCAGUUCACGCCCAUAAUCGACACUUACAUCCAAUCGAAUCCCGAUAUCGCGGCGCUUAUCUGGGGUUCUAUCAAACUAACCUUUUUGUUCCUCGCCAACUUCACAUCUUACUUCCCGUCGUUUGUUGAGCUUCUGCACGGAUUCGGUUCACUUUGCACGCGAUUCGCCGAGUACCAGGUCGUUUUCAAUGAAUCCUCGCGUCUCAAAAGUUCAGUCUGCCAGUUUCACACUGCGGUGGUUACUUGCUGCCAGCAGAUCGUCUUGGCGGUUCGACGACCCUUAAAGAAUCAGCUUCUGAAGGCAAUCACACAAUCUUUUCAGUCUGAACUCCGAAGCUACGUAGAAGAUAUAAGAGCGAAAGCAGAGGAGGUACAAGGGGAUAUACAUUUAACUUCAAAGUCGACUAUCGAAAUGGAAGCCUUACAUGUGCAGCGAAGGCGGAAUGCAUCAGAGCAGAAACGACGUCGCCUCCUUGAGGAGCUAUCUUCAUUCAACUUCACAUCUGCCUUCAAUAGCACACGAAACAAACGCCAUAUUGUUGGGUCUGGUAAAACAGUCUUGUCGUCCUCGGUUGUUGAGAAGCUUUCGCAGAUCCGGCCGCCUCAACAAUUCGUGUCGUUCUUUUUUAUCCGAUUCGAUGAUCCUCUGAGCCUUGAUGCGGAGACAAUCAUACGGUCUUGUGUUCAACAAUUAUUAUCAGCCAUCGUUACGGAUGAUCUUGACCAGCGGUUGGCUUCUGAACUUGACAAACACCUUUCUGAAGCCAGGUUGGCUCUAUUCUCGCUCGACCAACUUUCAAGACUCUAUUCAUCUGCUGCCAAAGCUAUUAAAAACUGGUUCAUAGUUCUUGAUGGGCUGGAUGAGUGUAACACUGGUCAACAGUCAAGAUUGUUGAAAUUCUUCCAAGCGGUUGUCUCACGGGCGGGUGCAACCAGCCAUAUUAGCAUUCUCCUUUCGUCUCGAGAGACAUGUACCAACGCCAUCAAACGAAAUUUUCCUGGAUCUCAACGAUUAGUUACUGGCCUACAGAAUACCAGUGCAGAUAUUGGCGCAUAUGUUGACGACAUCAUCAUUGAGAAACUAUCGACUGGUGAACUGGUUGUCAGCGACCCCAGCCUGAUAGAUGAGAUUCUGAAAACCAUUGCUUCCAAGGAGCAGGGAAUGUUCUUAUGGGCGUUUCUUGCUAUUGAGGAUAUAUGUUCUGGAAAGUCUGACAAGGAGAUUCGACAAGCACUGAAAGACAUUCCGAGUGACCUUCCUACAACAUUUGACCGUGCUCUGAGCCGCAUUGUCCAGAAGCGCAAUCAACAGAUCGCUAAAAAGGCCUUUUUGUGGACGAAAGCAGUAUCACAAUCAUUGACCUUGUCACAGUUCCACGAGGCACUUUCUAUCGAAAUUGGUCAACACACUCUACGCCAAGAAGAUCUCAUCAGCGGGAUAGAGCGAUUACCCGUGUGGUGCGAAAACCUUCUUUAUGUGGAGGAAACAGAUAAUACAGUUCGAUUCAGCCAUCAUUCUAUUCAAGAGUUUCUUUUGGUACCCGAUUCGGGUGAGAAUGGGGAUCUUCACAUUGACUCGGACCAGUGCGAUAAGCUUGCUGCAGAGAGGAAAAGGGAACCUCUCAGUUCAUCUGCUAUAAAGAUCGACCCAAGCGGAAUAGCCGAGCAGACAAUACAGUCUGCCAUACAGGGUGGCGUUGGAACUCGCGUCGGUCGUCUAGCUCGCCAAUUUGUCAAGACGUCAAACCCAAAAAAGAUAUCAACACAGCGCGACUUUUCCCUGAGUUCUUCCAUGUCAGUUACUAGUAAAGCCCAAGGGAACCCAGAUUACCCCUUUCUCGAAUAUGCUUCGACGAAGUGGUUCAAGCAUACCAAAUACAUCGACGAAAAUGAGACGGAGAUUUGGAGGCUUUUCGGUCAAUUGGUCCAGAAGCCCCUUGAGCACUCGCAGGGCGAGCCUUGGCAUAGCACGGAAUGGAAGAACGAAGCCAUGGCGGGGUUUCCAAAUCAUGACGAUGCAAGAUCAGAAUGCUACUGCCAUGUGAUACGGACUAUGAACAGUGGCGAGAUACAUGAGUCAGACGACGGGCCAGACGACGGCCCAAAAUUCUCUCAGCUCUGCCUUGCUUUCAUGUACGCUGAGUUGAACGGCUACUACGCGCUCGCAUGUCGAUCCUUCCAGUUGUUGAUAGUAUUUCCUUGGAUGGUAUCUAAGUUUGAAAAACUUGUUUGCAUUCUAGGAGCCAACAAGACUUACGAAGCCUGUCAAAAUGAUUGUGCAAGUCUGAUACCGACACGUCUGAAUCAUCACUUACUCGUCGCAGAGCUCAGGAAAUCUAUCGCCCAUGGGAUUUCAUCCUUCCCAGCAUUGCCAAAUUACAAGUCACACCCUCUAUGUGACUGCGCAGACCAAGCUCCUCAUGAGCUGAUGUUGGAUAUUUGCCAGGUGUUAAAGACUGGCUAUCGCCGAACGAUUCAACCGCACUUGCAGGCUUUCGCUAUCGUAACAGAAGCUCUUGCGGAUGAGAGACAUGGCGAUAUGCCCGGCAUCUUGGACUUGAGCCUCACGUGUCGCGAGGAGGCUUAUACUUUGUUUGAAGCCAAGAACAUUCACAGGAUGCUUUUGAUCGAUGUGCUCAUCCAGGGGCUCCUAUCAAUUGAAGCGUUGUACAAAGGCAUCGUCUCAAAUUCCAUCGCCAGUUUUGUGGAAUACGAGACUACACCGACCUUCAGGUUUCAUUCCCAGAUACUGGAGCCACCAAGCUCGAUGCCUGAACACCGUUUGAUAGCUUAUACCAUCUGUUUUCUGGUUCUUUUGGAUAGAGAGCGUCCUCCUGCACCGGCCCCAGAUAUAAGUGUUCUUGGUGAAUAUCGUCGCUUUAAAAAGCUUAUGAACCUACACGGUGAAACUAUCGCAGCAGUAUUUCGAAGACUCGUUAUCCCUGCACUAUGGCCGACUUAUAUGGCAUCCUAUAUCGUCCAGACUCUAUUCGGGGAGUUCCUAAAGUAUGAUGUUCAGCACAUUGCCCAUGCUCACGAGGACUCAUUUAGAGAAGCUGUGUGGAACAAUAAUUGGGACAUUGCGGCAGCUCUGCUAGAGCUUCAGCCGACUUCCCUGGAUAGGCUUACUGGCCUUGGUUAUUUCAGCUAUAUUAGAGAAGCUGUACGCUGCCAGAACUGCUGGCGAUGCACACAAAAUGUGGUCAGGCAGCUAACUUCUAGCGAAAUGCAUCGGUACUCCUUUAGGCUAUGUGCGAACCAUGUCAGCUAUUUCAAUAGGAUUGCUGGUUUGCUUGGGGGCAUAUAUGAUGCUAGGAAGGGACAAUUACUGUGCCCGGGACAUAGUACAGAUGCGUUGCCUGAACGAGAGGGAAAAUUGAAGCGGCCAGGAUUUUGA
Molecule: messenger RNA, 3612 nt
Organism: Fusarium oxysporum Fo47
Lineage: Eukaryota; Fungi; Ascomycota; Sordariomycetes; Hypocreales; Nectriaceae
Exons: 10
Coding region: 1-3612 (1203 amino acids)
Source: RefSeq, a predicted model, not a curated record